AUGUUUCUUUACUUGCUUGCUGGAGUUGCCUGUGAUGGACGUUGUCGUGCCGAUCGAGACGGUUUUGACCGAGUAGACGUCGUGGGUUCAUGAGAAUUCAUGGUUGCCAUCACAGACUCGUCUAGAGCCUUUCGCGCAGCUGCUAGUUCCGCUUCAGCUUGUUGCACCCGUUUGCGAUCAGCUACCACUUGAGCGUCUCGUCUGUUUGCGUCCUCAACCGCGUUAUUUCGUACAUCUUCAACCCGUCGAGCAAAAUCGCUCAAAGUAGCAAUUAUAGUAGGAAUUGUGUUUAUAGGGGUAUCUCGAGAAGCCCAGUCAUCUAUCUCAAUAAAUUGUCCCUUUGAAUCUAGACGAGCCUUGAUAAACUUGUUGUAAAUAGCAUCAAUAACAACAUCUUCCAACUCUCGUACAGAAUUCAAACGAAGGUACUGCAUCGCUUCCGCGUACGGAAUUUGCCUAUUGGAUGUACUGUUCGCAGCAAGGCUGAUCAGUGACAGUUGCCGUAGUUUUGAUAACGCAGCAGGAGGCAGGUUAACCUAA
Haemonchus placei is the source of this 540-nucleotide messenger RNA. Lineage: Eukaryota; Metazoa; Nematoda; Chromadorea; Rhabditida; Trichostrongylidae. The record is from the annotation of a GenBank genome assembly.